CUCCCUGAAGAAAAGCCAACCCCACGCGAAGAAGAAGAGGAAGCAAAGGCAAAGAAAACAAAAGAAAGAAAGAGCAGAAUAAGGUGUCUCUCUCUUGGACUGAUUCUUUCCAAUCGCAUCUCUUUCUCUCUCUAUCUCUCUCCCUCCCCGGUUAUACCUAUAUAUCAAACAAAGGAACAAAGAAACAAAGAAAGAAAAAAAGAGAAGCAUAUCAAACAAGGCCAAGGCAAAGCAAAAGUAGGUGAAAAACCAAAACAAGGAAAAGGAAAUGAGAAAUGAGAAGAAGGGUGAUUUGGGUUAUGCUACAGCAACUUGCUAUUGAGCUUAUCGUUCAUUCUUGAUUGAUUGAUUGAUUCCUUUAUCUUCUUCUUCUUUAUCUUCUUCAAAGUUUAUUGCUUUCUCCUCACAUUGCUAUAAUGGCCGUUCAAGCUCAAUACCCUUCAAAUGUCCUUCUCUUAAACAGAAGCGGACAAGAGGGGCAUGAGUUUUCGUUGCAGCAACAAGCAGGAGUUUUUCUUGAUCAAUCCCAUAUGAUAUUCAACAAUGGAAGCAACCAUGGUAAUAUCAACAAUCAAAAUAAUAAUCCACGGAAAAGAGGAAGAGAAGUUGCAGGGGCAAUAACAGCGCCCAUCAAUUCAUUUUCUAUGCAAACGCAACCGCCUCAGUUGAUAGACCUUUCUCAACUACACCAACCAAAUGUAGUCUCCACCGGCCUCCGUUUAUCUUUUGGCGACCAACAACACAACUUACAGCAGAAUCAAAACCAAAGUUUUCAACACCAACAACAGCACCACCAACAACAACAAAAUCUUGUUUCCAACUCCUCUGCUUUUAUGUCAAUAAUAUCCGAUGAUUUGGCUACCCAAAUCAAACGGCAAAGAGAAGAAUUGGACCAGUUUCUUCAAGUUCAGGGAGAGGAAUUACGGCGCAUGUUAGCGGAGAAACGGAACAGGCACUACCGUGCGCUACUGGGGGCAGCGGAGGAAUCUGUGGCGAGGAGAUUAACAGAGAAAGAAGCUGAAGUGGAGAAGGCGACGCGCCGGAACGCCGAGUUGGAGGCACGCGCUGCGCAACUCAGCGUGGAGGCUCAGGUUUGGCAGGCGAAAGCCAGGGCACAGGAGGCAACAGCGGCUUCAUUACAAGCGCAGCUCCAACAGGCUAUAAUGAGCGGAGGGGCUGCCGCGGCGCAGGAUAUCAGGAGAGGGGAGGAGGGGCUAAAGUGCGGAGGGGGAGUGGAGGGACAGGCGGAGGACGCCGAGUCGGCUUACGUGGACCCGGAGCGGGUGGCUGCUUCGGGACCGGUUUGCAAGGCGUGUAGAACACGUGUCGCGUCGGUGGUUCUUCUGCCGUGUCGGCAUCUUUGCUUGUGUACAGAGUGUGACCGAGUGGCACAAGCCUGCCCGCUUUGCCUCACCGUCAGGAAUUCUAGCGUUGAGGUUUUUCUUUCCUAAAAAAAAAGGUUAAAAAAAGUCAAAAACAAAAAGUUGGCCAAAAAAAAAAAGCAAAUCAAAAUAAAUAUAAUAAUAAAUUUUCUUUUUUCUUCUCUUUUUUUUGAGGGUCUGAUAUUAUGGUUGUUCACCCAAGACCCAGAAAUUUUACCUUUUCUUUUUUUUUCGCCUUGGUUCCCCCUCUUGGAGGUAAUGUACAUUGGCCACUUGGGUAGUGGCAUUGUUUUUCUUUUCUUUUUUAAUUUUUAGAAAUUUAAUUCAUAUAUAAAUUCUUUUAUUCGAUAAAUCCUUCGUUAAAAUGUUGUUAAA
This is a messenger RNA of Theobroma umbraticum, 1757 nucleotides long. Its product is annotated as SBP (S-ribonuclease binding protein) family protein. Gene Ontology annotation, molecular function: ubiquitin-protein transferase activity. Lineage: Eukaryota; Viridiplantae; Streptophyta; Magnoliopsida; Malvales; Malvaceae. The record is from RefSeq and is a predicted model, not a curated record.